GGUUCAUCUGCAUAAGCCAAUGCCCGGCGACAUCACGGCCUUCUUCCAUUGCAAAACCCUUUCCCCUCCCAGUUCCAGCGGAGCCAGGAUUCCUCACACCCCACCCCACCUGCAGUGAGAAACCCCAACACAAACCCAGAUAUGAAAUCACUGUAGGCUAGGAACCAAACCACCACUGCUGUCUCUCCCGCGGACUCCGGCCAUGUCCUCGCCACCACUGGGUGUAGGCACUGUAGCCGGCGAUGGGGUCGACGUCCGCGCAUCUUCACCUGGCGGGCUUCGACGGAUUCACGUUCACGAGGGCGGCGACAUCGGCAAGCUCCCCGUCGUCGAGCCGUCCUCUCGCAGUGGGCGCCGCAUUGCCCCCCUCGCCAAGGAGCCCCCCAGCCGCGGCGUCGCCGAGCCGUCUUCUCGCUGCGAACGCCACCUCAUCAAGGCCUCCACCCGCAGCCGCGUCGUCUCCAACCGUAGGGGGCUUGCUCGUCGUCAAGCUCGCCAGACCGCGGUCCGCGCGCCUCCCGCCGUGUUGUGCGUGAACCCCCGCGGGGCCAGCCCGCGCCCGGCUGCUGCUGAGGAUAUGGGGUCAUCAAGGGAUGAGCUCGUCGCCGUCUACAAGGGUGGCCGAAUUCUGUACCUCGCCUACUUCCGUACCUUCAAACGUGCAGACCAUCCAGGCGUCACCCUCUCACCGCGACUGAGCACGACCCCUGACGGCGACCACCAUGGCGAGAUCGUCUGGCCUGCACCCUCGCGCUCCUUGCUCGGCGGCUGCAGAGCGGAAGGCGCCAGCCGACACGGUGUCCAUCGCCGCGGACUCCGACAUCCCUCACCCUCAGCUCGUCAGCCACCCAACCUUUACCAUCUCCUGGAGGAUUCUGUCAGUGGUCUGGUAGACUCUACAAUAGCUAUGCAAAUCUUUGAUCACAAGAGCAAUGAUAACGAGCUAAAGUUCUCUCAGGAAGAAAAAAAAGAUAUGAUUGAGUCGUUUGGUAAACUGAAGGUGUCCAAAGUGAGGAGUGAAUUCCUGAAGAUGGAAAAGAGCUUUAUGAAACUGAUAGAGUCAUCUGAUAAGGCCAUAGAGAGACAGAUAGUUGAUUCAAUAUAUUCCUUCGCACAAGACAACCAAGCGUGGUUGGAAUACAAAGCGCUAUCUGAUCCCAGUAGCGAAAGUGACAACUCUGAAGUUGAUCCAAGUUAUAACCCUGAAUCUGAUGGGGAUGACCUGGAACCUGGUAAUUCUGGUACUAUCCAAGGUAGCAAUGACGGUGAUGAUGAUGAUGGUGGUGGCGGGGAUGAUGAAGAAGAAGAUGACGAUGAAGAGGAUGAUGACGAUGAGGAGGAAAAUGAAGAGGACGAUGAUGAAGAGGAGGAUGAGGAAGAGGACGACAAUGAAGAGGAGGACGAGGAAGAGGACGAUGAAGAGGAGGACGAUGAAAGAGGAGGAUGA
This is a messenger RNA of Oryza sativa Japonica Group (Japanese rice), 1447 nucleotides long. NCBI's taxonomy places the organism in Eukaryota, Viridiplantae, Streptophyta, Magnoliopsida, Poales, Poaceae. The record is from RefSeq and is a predicted model, not a curated record.